This is a messenger RNA of Oryctolagus cuniculus (rabbit), 2644 nucleotides long. Its product is annotated as serine/threonine-protein phosphatase 4 regulatory subunit 3B. Gene Ontology annotation, biological process: protein dephosphorylation; DNA damage response. The record is from RefSeq and is a predicted model, not a curated record. NCBI's taxonomy places the organism in Eukaryota, Metazoa, Chordata, Mammalia, Lagomorpha, Leporidae. Gene Ontology annotation, cellular component: nucleoplasm; protein phosphatase 4 complex. Gene Ontology annotation, molecular function: protein phosphatase activator activity.
CAUCGAGGUGGCGGAAGUAGACGCUACUGUUGGCAAGGAUACGAAAAACAGAGCCCUGCUGUGGCGAAGGUAAGCGGGAGGUCGCCAUGGCGGAUAGGCGGCACCGUGUAAGAAUUUAUGUCUUAAGUGACGACCAUUUAUGGGACAACAUAGGAACCGGGCAAAUCUCAAUCAGUUACGUAGAGCGGCUGCAGGGCAUGGCUCUGCUUGUUCGAUCAGAGACUGAUGGCUCGCUGCUCUUAGAGUCAAAGAUAAAUCCCCAAACCCUCUAUAAGAAACAGCAAGGGGUUCUGAUAAUUUGGUACGAAGCUGAGAAUCAUGGUAUGGCGCUGAGCUUCCAGGACAUCGCAGGCUGUCGUGAGAUCUGGGAGGGCAUUUGCCAAGUCCAAGGUAAAGACCCCACUGUCAAAGAUCCUUUAGACAAAUCAGAACGGCCGGUUGAAAAGGCAGAUACCAGUACUCUAAUUAAACUGCCUGUCUGUGAACUCAAUACGCUUGAACAGAUUGCAAACUUAGUUACUUCGGUACUUGCCUCACCUAUCCUUAGGGAAAGGCUAGCUCGGAUCUUGGAACAUGAUAAUUAUAUUAAAAAACUACUGCAGCUGUUCCACACUUGUGAGGACCAGCAAAACACUCAAGGGUUACACCAUCUGCAUGACAUUAUUAAAGGAAUCUUAUCCCUCAACAAGACAACCCUCUUGGAGAUUUUAUUUUCUGAUGAGUGUAUCAUGGAUGUGGUUGGAUGCCUUGAAUACGACCCUGCUUUGGCCCAACCAAAAAAGCAUAGGGAAUUCUUAACCCAAAAUGCAAAGUUCAAGGAAGUUGUACCAAUAACAGACUCUGAACUUAGAAAAAAAAUACAUCAGACAUACAGAGUACAGUACAUUUAUGACAUUCUUUUACCUGCGCCUUCCAUGUUUGAAGAGAAUUUUCUGUCUUCUCUUACAACUUUCAUUUUCUUCAACAAAGUUGAGAUAGUCAGCAUGCUUCAGGAAGAUGAGAAGUUUUUGUUUCAGGUUUUUGCACAGUUAAAGGAUGAGACUACAGAUAAUGAUAAACGGCUUGAACUGAUGCUUUUUUUCAAGGAUUUUUUUGCAUUUUCUCAGACUUUAGAGCCUCACAGUAAGGAUAUGCUGUUCAAAACAUUGACACAAUUGGGAAUUCUUCCUGCUCUUAAAAUGGUGAUGAACAUGAGUGAUUUGCAAAUUAAAACAGCUGCUACAGAUAUAUUUACUUAUCUAAUGGAGUAUAGCCCGUCCAUGAUCCGAGCAUUUAUAAUGCAAGAAGCAGAAAAGAGGGAGGAUGAAGACCUUUUUAUUAAUAUGAUAAUUGAACAAAUUGUUGGUGAUACUGAUCCUGAGCUAGGAGGUGCUUUUCAUUUGGUGGGACUUCUUCGUUGUCUCCUUGAUCCAGACAACAUGCUGAUAACAAUUAAUACGUGUGAAAGAAGUGAAUUUCUCAAUUUUUUUUAUAAACACUGUAUGCAUAACUUGAUAGCACCACUUUUGGCCACCACUUCAGGAAGCAAAUGUGGUGAAGGUAAUAUAGUUGGGUCUGACAAAUACAAACAUUCCUCUAAUAAUUAUCAAACGGCACAGCUGCUUAAUUUAAUUUUGGAACUACUCAUAUUUUGUGUGCAACAUCACACAUAUUAUAUAAAGCACUAUAUUUUGAGCAACGAUUUGCUAAGAAGAGUCUUGAUGUUGACUGAAUCAAAGCACACCUUUCUGCUGUUGUGUGCUAUCCGUUUUAUGAGAAGGAUGAUUGGCCUUAAAGAUGAACUGUAUAAUCGUUACAUCAUCCAGGGAAAUCUUUUUGAGCCAGUGGUAAAGGCUCUUCUUGACAAUGGAACUCGGUACAAUAUGUUGAAUUCGGCUAUUAUUGAGUUGUUUGAGUACAUAAGAGUGGAAAACAUCAAGUCUCUUGUUGUACAUGUAGUUGAGAAUUAUAAUGUACUUCAAUCUAUUGAGUAUGUGAAGACAUUCAAGGGACUAAAGAUUAAAUAUGAACAAGAGAAACACAGACAGAAUCAAAUACGGGAGAAUUUACAUUCCAUGCUAUAUAGUAAAAUACUUUGCCAAGGGGUCAGUGUCUUGGAUAUGAAGGAAGAAGUGGGUUUUAAUGAAGAUAUGAAAGAUGCAGUUUUACCACCACUGGAAAAUGACUUUCCAGAUGAUGAUACAUUUAUGGAGACUGAAGUGAGUGAAAAUGAAGACAAGGUGAACCUUCCCAAAAGAACAUCUUCUGGCGGCUUCAAAUUUUCUUCCUGUCAUUCUGCAAAUCCUGAUGUUGGACCAAGUAGCGAAGACAGAAGCAGUGUGGUUGAUGUACUGGACAAUCCUGACACUGAAGAAAAUGAAAACAAUGAAGAAAAUGAAAACAAUGAAGAAACAGCAACCCCCAGAAAAAGACCACAUUGUAGUUCAUAAAAUGUUUAUGGGAGACCCUCAACAUGUGAUUCAACUAAAAUUCUAUAAAAUGCCAAUAAGCUGAAAAAUCUGACUACAACAGCUUUCUCAUAUGAACUUAUACAAUAAGAAGCAAAUGUGAAGAACUAAGAGGGUUUAAUUGUAGAAGUAAAACAAGACUUCCCAUAAAACACUAAAAAAUGUAGCGAGCACUUGAGUAUUCUUUUUUUUUUUUU